Antechinus flavipes (yellow-footed antechinus) is the source of this 1682-nucleotide messenger RNA. RefSeq names its product calcium/calmodulin dependent protein kinase II inhibitor 1 (gene CAMK2N1). The transcript is spliced from 2 exons. Bases 15 to 251 code for a protein of 78 amino acids. The record is from RefSeq and is a predicted model, not a curated record. Gene Ontology annotation, molecular function: protein kinase binding; calcium-dependent protein kinase inhibitor activity. Gene Ontology annotation, biological process: negative regulation of protein kinase activity. Lineage: Eukaryota; Metazoa; Chordata; Mammalia; Dasyuromorphia; Dasyuridae.
CACCGGGCGAGAACAUGUCGGAAGUGCUGCCGUUUAACGAGGAAAAGCUGGGGCACUAUGGAGACGGGGGGGACGUGGGCCAGAUCUUCACGUGCCGCCUGCAGGAUACCAACAACUUCUUCGGGGCGGCUCAGAACAAGAGACCGCCCAAACUGGGCCAGAUCGGCAGGAGCAAGAGAGUUGUUAUUGAAGAUGAUAGGAUUGAUGACGUGCUGAAAAAUAUGACAGACAAGGCACCUCCUGGUGUUUAAAGCCCCCAAAGACACUGAGUUAAGGGACAAAAAGAUGAUAAUAAACACAGCAACUUCACACAGUUUAUUGGCAAAAAAAAAAAAAUCAAUUUGGAAAAAAAAAAUCUUCAUUACUCUAGCUGCAGUCCACAAUGCAGACACACCACCAACCUGUAUCUUGUGUCAGGCCUGGGGACGGAAGAGGUGUGAGCAUAGCAAGGACAGAAACAAAAACAAAGAGCAAAAAAAUUAAAAAAAAAAAGAAAUUAUUCAAUAGAUUAAUUGAUUUACACACACUCAUAAGGAAAUUGACAUCAGCUGCAGCUGUUUGUCUAAAUUAAUAUGCGUUUCCUUUUAUAUACAGCGAAUAUUGCGCAAUUCUAGACCUGGAUUUCCAGCCACUUUAAAUAAUGCAGCAGCAGCAGCAGCAGCAACCGCCUGCCCAGCAAAAUGCCUCUGGGUUCCUGGUGGGAGGGGGGGGGCUGGCAUCCCCUUUGCUGAUCUGGCUGCCCUGAAAGUCAGCCCUUUGUUUACAUUAUUCCCAUCUGGCAAAAAUGAUUCUGUGCACUUAGAUGUGAGAUGCUGUCCGUUUCAUUUUUACAGAAAUAUUCAUAUCUUUGAUGUGUGUAAAACAAAACAAAACAAAACAAAAAAACAGAAAAAAAAACCCCAGAAUGACUUAUAUAUAAAUAUAUAGAUAGUUAUUCUAUUUCGUUUUCCCGCCACCUUGGAAGGUCUUCCUUGGUGGGAUGUGCGUGCGCUCCACUGAACAAAACCAACCCACUUUCCCUAAGGAUUGCCAUCUAGGAAGAGUUUUCUCCUGAUUUCAAUGUGCUGUGAAGCUUGUGUUCUCUGGACUGCUUGCAAGCAAUCCGGACCCGAGUUCACAUGGACGAAUUUGGUGGGGGGGGGAGGAGGAGAAAGGGGGGGAAAAGCCUUCUCUCUGUUGUAUGAGCCCCCAUCCCUGCUCUUUCCUCCUCCCGGUGUUGUGGCGAUUCAUCCUCUUCAAUGAAUGGAUUGUACAAAAUGUGAUCACGAGAGUGCCAAAUAUCUGGAAAUGCCAAAAGGCAGUUUGGUUUGGUUCCCCCUUUUUGUGCUCCCUGAGCCCAUGUAAAGCAGUGCUUCGUCGGAGUCUCUCUUUUCUGGGUUAUUUAUCGGGCUUUCUCUUAAGGCAGAACCGCUCUCCUUUUUGCAUGAUGUUUGCAGAGAUGCCUCUUGCGCAGGGGCUGGGGGUGGGGGGGUCUUUUCACCAUUUUGUUUUCUUUCUUCUUUUGGGUUUGCAACUUUGGAUGACAAACCUCAAAGAGGUUUCUUUUGCCUUCCCUCCAGCUGCCCCCUUGCCCUUCCCUCUCUCCCUUUUCUUAAUUCAAUAUUGUGUAUAUGGUGCACUGUUAACCACUACACAGGGCUAUUUCUGCAAUGUACAAUAAAAGGGACUGUUCCUGUGUCUAA